CAUGAAAAACGAGCAGCAUCACCGCGAACGAAAAUUCUCGAGCGCGAACACAAGACUGUAGAAUAGAAUCCAAACUUGCGCAAGAGGAAAAACAAGAAGCGUGAGAAGUUCAACUUGUUGAAAACCAGAGCAACAUAAAAGAGAAAGAAGAAAAGUAAACAAGAGAGAAAGUUGCAUAUUUCAAAAAUGGUGCUGUGGGAGAUAACACUCGGAACUGCGUAUUUCUUGGGGCUCAAACGAACUUACAAGCUUGCUCUCAGGAUUCAACGGAAACUCGUAAGCCCUAAGUACCCGAAAACCCGUCAAUUUCUUCACAGACGAACGCGAGCUGUAUUUGAUGUAGCAGUCAAGGUUCAUCGGAGCAUUCAAGCAAGAGACAUAGAAGUGGGUAGGAAUAUUGGAAACUUCAUUUUGCGAUGUCUAGAUCGAAUAAAGCCCUCAGCUCGAAUUCGCGGUCCUUCUCAACCGUCCAUUAAUGGUGGUAACUCGAAAGAAAGUAUGACAAAGCCUACAGCAGGCGCUUCCAACCACAAGCCUCCUAGUCAUUCUGUACCAUUCAAGAAGGACUCUGAUAGGCACUUGUUUACUGCAUUAACGCCAAAGCCUUUUCCUAGCAUUUCAAGGAUGAUGAUACCGCCAAAUCCUGCUGGGACCACCAUCCAUGGCAGGUUCCUCAGUACCUAUACCUCUGACGUCUUUAGACAAAAUUACAAAGUGAAUUGGUCAGGAAGUGUUAUCAGGAAGGACAUCAUGCAAUGGAUGCUGCAGAACUAACUGUUCAAUAUUCAUACUUUACCGAUAGCUUCCUCUGUUUAAACAGUUUUUAAUCUCAACAAUACAAGGUGGUUGAAUAAUGUUUGUAGCUGGUGUUGGAAAUUGAUGGUGAUAGAAGUUUUGCUCUCGCCUCUUGGACAUUGUAUAGCCUGUUAAGCUUCCUUUUGGAUAACGGGUAGUUAUGCUAUUUUUUUCAUUCUUCAGUUUUGGUUAAAGGAACUAGUUGUUAAUAACUUCAUAUAACAGUCAAUCUACCUGCAUGUAGAUUAAGUAAGAAUAGUGAAGAUUGUGAAUUUCUGUUA
Molecule: messenger RNA, 1076 nt
Organism: Vicia villosa (hairy vetch)
Lineage: Eukaryota; Viridiplantae; Streptophyta; Magnoliopsida; Fabales; Fabaceae
Exons: 2
Coding region: 187-774 (195 amino acids)
Source: RefSeq, a predicted model, not a curated record